AUGAAUUCUUCAGCUGAUAUUAUCAAGAUGCGAAUCAAGCUCAUGCAUAAGACAGGAGAACUUUCUUUUCAUUCACAAAAAUUUCCUAUUGAAACAGUUUUCACUCUACCUGAGUUUAAGAAAAGUUCAAAUUUAAUAAAAACGUUUAACCUAUCAAGAACAGAUUUUAAGUCAGCUGAAAAUAUGCCAUUAUUACCAAACGUUACAACAUUUAUUGCAGACAACACAGAAAUUGCAAAUUUCAAGAAUUUUUUAAAUAUGCCUUCCUUAACUAAAAUUAGCAUUAAAAAUACACCUGUAUCAAAAGAAAAAACACUUAAACUUACUUUAUAUCUACUUUUCGGAGAAGCUUUAUCUUCUGUUUCAGGAACUUUAAUUCCACAGUCAGUUAUUGAGCGUGCUGAACAAUAUCCACCUUUUACACGAGAUCUUAUCAAUGCUGGAUGGAUUGCUACAUAUCCUCCUCCAUCAGAUGAAGAAUUUGAACAAAUUUGCAAAGAUUAUAAUGUUGAAUACAAAAACGAACAGAAUUCAGAUGAAAACAAUAGCGAAAAUGAUGAAGAAGAGGAAUUCAGUGAUGAAAACUACUGUUUCUUGAUCCAAUCUCUCAGAGAUAGACAAGAAAAGAUGCUUGCAGAUGCUGCAGAAUAUUUUGGAGUUGAAGAAGAGGAAGAAGAGAACGAGGAACAGUUUGCAUUCAAAGUUGCAAAUGUUUUUAGUGAAUUUGGAAUUGAUAUCGGACUUCCAACAAACGAAAAUAUCUUAUCUGCUCUUCGUAAUGCAUGCGAACAAGCUGCACAGUAA
Messenger RNA from Trichomonas vaginalis G3, 804 nucleotides. RefSeq names its product ribonuclease inhibitor domain-containing protein. NCBI's taxonomy places the organism in Eukaryota, Parabasalia, Trichomonadida, Trichomonadidae. The record is from RefSeq and is a predicted model, not a curated record. Bases 1 to 804 code for a protein of 267 amino acids. The transcript has a single exon.